AUGCGGCCGGGAAAAGACGCGGAGGCGAAGCUGUCGGUGGAGAACGCGGUGUACGAGAGCGACGUGUUUCGUAAGAUGCACUGCGAGCUGGCGUGGGGCGACGGUGGGUUCGAGGUGCUGCACGUGGUGAUGUAUCCGUGGGCGGAGCGCGCGGCGCCGGUGUUCGCGGCGGACGUCGUCGGCUUCGGCGGACGCGUGUCGCUGUGCAUCGCCGACGUCGCGCCGGUGACGAAAGAUUUGAGCCUGCCGAGAUCUUACGUCGACGCGCUCGCGCCCGAGCUCGAACGCGCGCUCGGGGACGGGUUGACGCGACGCGAGCUCCCGGACUGGGGCCGCGCGAUUCUCGGCCCGUUGUGCCUGUGCGUCGGUCCCAAAGUCGGCGACGACGCCCGAGCCGACGUCGACGCCUUCUUCCGCUACGCUUUCAAGCUUCACGACGCCAACUGCGCGCUCGCGAGCGCGCCCGAACUCAUUCUUCCGAGCGAUUCCUCCGUCGCGCUCGACGCCCAGGUUCGAUUUUGCGAGCGUCAGCUCGAAAACGUCAAGACUCGCAGAGCGCUCGAGCGCGCCUUCGGCGUCGAUCUCACCGAUCGUUACAUGCGUCAGGUCUUAUUCGACGUCACCCCGUCCACGCCGCGCCGGCCGUCGUGA
Ostreococcus lucimarinus CCE9901 is the source of this 651-nucleotide messenger RNA. RefSeq lists its product with no specific name. Gene Ontology annotation, biological process: phytochromobilin biosynthetic process. The coding region runs from base 1 to 651 and encodes 216 amino acids. The transcript has a single exon. The record is from RefSeq and is a predicted model, not a curated record. NCBI's taxonomy places the organism in Eukaryota, Viridiplantae, Chlorophyta, Mamiellophyceae, Mamiellales, Bathycoccaceae. Gene Ontology annotation, molecular function: cobalt ion binding; oxidoreductase activity, acting on the CH-CH group of donors, iron-sulfur protein as acceptor.